AUGCCGAAGCCUGCAAUAAGCCCUGCUGUCAGCGCCCACGCAUCCUCUUCCGCCCCGCCAUCUACCAAUUCCCGAAAACGGCCGCACGCGCUGGAAAGCCCGUCAAGGUCGCAAGUCCUGAGAGAGUCUCUCAUCAUGCCCAAUACCGAUGAGGAGGACGAGCUCGCGGCCAGCGAUACACCUGCGCAAAAGCGCAGCCGCCGGGGAAGACACCUAGAUUUAUCGACUUCCCGAUCCGCAACAGGCAUGAACAAUGCAUCGAUGCGAUCUGCCCGUUCGAUGCGAUCUCAUGCGUCUUCUGCCAAGCGGCGUAACGUGCAUUUCGGGAAGCUCUCCAGAUUCAAGGAAGGUAGCAUGCAUGAUCGGCCGAGUGAGAUACCCCCGAGUAUCUACGUUCGGGACGAGGAUCUCAUGGACGACUUCUUCCGUGACGCGUCGGAACCUUGUAUUGUGCCGCCACGUGCGGACACUGGAACGAGCGGAUUGUCCUCGUCGUCAAGGCUAGGGUCUGGAUCGGUUGCACAGCAGCAAAGGGGCGGCUUUACUCGUGAGGGUAUUUAUCGCUUUGGAAAGCAAUUUGCGACGGCGUUUAACCCCGUCAACAUUUGGGAAAGCAUGGCAAUCAAGUGGAAACAGACGCAGGAGGAUUUUGACCCGCAGCUCCGAAUGAUGAAGGAGCGCCGCGAACGGGCUGAAAGGACGUAUGCGGAAUUGAAGAAGAAUGGCCAGCUGGCGACGCUGGGUAGUCCACUUUCGCACCGUGUUAAUCGAGUUCCUAAUGUGAGAGGCAGGCAAUCCACAAUCACUACCUCAAUAACCUCGAAUGCGCGUAAGAGCGCCGACAACAUCAGCGGCGGCGAUGGUUGUCGUGACGACCAAGGUGAUGAUGAUCUCUACGGCAACCUGCCACCACAUCGUGACUCUGGCAUCGAUGUUGAUGGUUACCGAUCCUCUGAAGACCAUGCAGGUGAUGAGUACUAUCACCACCGACUACCAUCACUACUAGCCUCAUCGACAAAGGGGCAAUCAGCCGGAAACAUGUCUGGCUCGACAACAGUGACGCCUCGAAGAUCAUUAUUCUUCAAAAAGCCUUCGCUGAAAAGCUUGAAAAAAUCAAAAUCGGAGAUGCAAUUGCCAUCAUCGAGGGUGCUUGGCACCAGCAUUCCACCACCGCCAAUACCUGAAGGAACUACCGCCGCCACCACCACAACCACAGCAACCCCCAAGGAUACUGAUGAGCAGAAAGUCCGAAAGCGUCAAUCUAAACGAGAUAUGCAGAGACAGCAAAGGCUGAUGAAAAAGGUCAGCGAUUUGGAGACGAAGCUCCAGGUCGCUCGACGUGAACUGAACGCUGUGUUGGCACAUGUCCCGCCUGUUCCACCCUUGCCGGCACACGUUACUGCCGCUGCUGCUCAUGAGCCCAUCACACCGGCUGCGGCGGGCUCAUCCCAGCCAAAUCAUCCGGCGUCUGAUCGAACCAUUACUCAGGAGCUGCCGCGUUCCAGGACCAAGAAUAAUAUCCAACCCCGACGCACUUUUUCUGGAGAUUCACAAGUCCGCAGGGAAUUGGGGCUCUCAGAAUCUCACACGAAGACUAUCAGACCAUCCAAAUCCUCUCAACUCGGAACCGGCGAACUUCAAGGCGCUGAUGAACGUAGCCAUGAUCGUAAUCAAGCGCCAGGGGCAGCAUUAGCAGUGACUCCCGCCGUCAUACCAUCAAAUCAAACCAAUAGACCGAGAAUUGGCAUGCACGGCGAACUAGACACGCCAUCGUUUAGCAUUGCAUCUCAUUCUGAUGGCCUUGAGGAGGAUCUGCCUGGCAAUCCUCGCGAGGCUUCCGAGUCUAUUGGACCGGUUGACCCGGUUGACCUCGUUGAUACAUCAGCUCUUGAUGUUGGGGUUGAGGUCGACGUGGCAGUGAACGGAGAUGCCGAAGACGCCCGUGACAGGGAUCUCGAGGUGCCGUGCUGGGCCAUGCAAGAGGAAGAAAUAGUUGAGGUGCAUCCUUCAUCUCUGGCAAAAACGCCAUUACCUACCGUCUUUUCGCAACAAGUUCUGGACGAUUUUAGAUCAUCAUCAUCAAAGGCACUUGACAAUGGCAUGGAAUUCGGUCGUGCCGCCGUACGACGGCGACCAUCAACGCAGCAGGGCUCUGCAGCUGGCGCUCGUAGCUCUCGAGCUGGCUCAGGAGCAGGCCCAGGGCAAGGUACGCCGAACGAAGAGGGUACCGAGCACCCUCAGCGUCAGCAAACAAGUAGAGCAGCAAAUCGGUCCAGUCAGACUACUCUGAAGCUCAAUCGUUCAAGGCAGUCUCACGAGGAAAGCUACUCUGGUCUGCACGCCGGAUACCACAUUGAGGACGAUGCAAACGACUCGACGACUCCAAAGUAUACGCCGCCUGUGCCGAAGAUCCCCGCAGGCUAUGCUGCGCAUGAUGGACAUCCUUUGCCCUUCUACGUGGCCACUGGAACACAGACUGUUUCCAAGAAGCGCGCUGCUCGACCUACAACGGCAGAUGAGAAUUUCAAUGUUAAUGUCAACGCUGCUGGAGAAAAGGGCUACUCGAUGCGUCACCAGACUGGUACCCCGCUGGCGUCGAAGAUUGCAAAGAAGGCACAUCUGGGGAGAGAUCUUGGCAAGGAGAAGGAGACCUAUGAAUGGCCUGAUGAUGUGUUUUGA
This is a messenger RNA of Xylona heveae TC161, 2679 nucleotides long. RefSeq lists its product as hypothetical. The coding region runs from base 1 to 2679 and encodes 892 amino acids. The transcript has a single exon. Lineage: Eukaryota; Fungi; Ascomycota; Xylonomycetes; Xylonales; Xylonaceae. The record is from RefSeq and is a predicted model, not a curated record.